Messenger RNA from Camelina sativa (false flax), 785 nucleotides. Its product is annotated as light-regulated protein 1, chloroplastic. Lineage: Eukaryota; Viridiplantae; Streptophyta; Magnoliopsida; Brassicales; Brassicaceae. Gene Ontology annotation, cellular component: chloroplast. The record is from RefSeq and is a predicted model, not a curated record.
UAUCUCUUUCUUUUGUUUCAAACUUUUUUAUCUUCUUUGUUAGACCAGUGAGUGAUUCUAGUCCGUUGGAUUAUCAAUUAUUGAGUCAAUAAAACUAAAAUCUUAAAUUGCCUAAGUGAAAGAAAAAUAAUUCUUCUCUGUUUUGGCUAUAAAUAAAGCAUAUACUGUUCCAAAACAGAACAAAAAAAUCUAAAAUCUCACCACUAAACCAAUCUUUCUUACACAAAGAAAGAAAAUGCAGGGAGCGCUUUACAUCAAACCAACCAUUCUACUUCCUCUUCCUUCUUCAGUUUCUUCUCCAAAGCUCAGUCUUCUUCUUCCUCACGCAACUAAAGCUUCAAGACUCUCAUCUCUAAGAUCAAACAACACAUCAUCAUCUCCUUCAACAUCUGAUCCUAACACCGUCGACUACAACUCCUCCAUCCUUUCUGUUUUCCCAGCUGAAGCAUGCGAAGUAAUCAGCGGAUACGCUUGUUCUGCUGACAUUUACCCUGAAGUAAAGCUCGAAUCAAAGCCCGUCUCACGUCCCGUUGUUUCAGAGCAUGUUGACAGAGAAUACGAAGAGUAUAACAACACCAAAACCGUCUUCCGCGAAGAGGCCUGCGAUGAUCUUGGUGGAGAAUUCUGUGAACCUGACUAUCAAAAAGAUGCCAACUAGAAGAAACAAGAUUUUUUUUAUGUGAUGUUGUGAAUAUGUGUUUUGUAUCUUACAAAGUCUCUAUAGCCCCCUUAAUCUAUGAAAUCUAGCUUCUUACUAGCUAAAUCAAGAUUGAACUUAUGAAUCA